GGGGGAGGGGGGAGCGGCUUCGCUUCCAGCCCCGAGUGAGGCGGAGACCCGGGCGGGCGGGCGGAGCAGGCGGCACCGCACCUCGGCCAGAGGCGGCUGCAGCAGCUGCCCUCAUCCCUGCCGCCGCCAGUCCAGUCCCUUCUGUGUUACCACUCCAGCUGCUGGAAGCGCUCGAGAAAGAGGAGGCGAGAAACUCCCACCGACCCGCAGAGGGAGCAUGACUUCGGCAACUUCACCUAUCAUUUUAAAAUGGGACCCCAAAAGUUUGGAAAUCAGGACACUAACAGUGGAAAGACUGUUGGAGCCACUUGUUACACAGGUCACAACACUGGUCAACACAAGCAACAAAGGCCCAUCUGGUAAAAAGAAAGGGAGGUCAAAGAAAGCCCAUGUACUGGCUGCAUCUGUGGAGCAAGCCACUCAGAACUUCCUGGAAAAGGGCGAACAGAUCGCGAAGGAGAGUCAAGAUCUCAAAGAAGAGCUGGUGGCUGCUGUCGAGGAUGUGCGCAAACAAGGUGAGACCAUGCGGAUUGCCUCCUCCGAGUUUGCUGAUGAUCCAUGCUCGUCAGUGAAACGUGGCACCAUGGUGCGGGCAGCAAGGGCACUGCUAUCGGCUGUAACACGCUUACUCAUCCUGGCGGACAUGGCAGAUGUCAUGAGACUUUUAUCUCAUCUGAAAAUUGUGGAGGAGGCCCUGGAAGCUGUCAAAAAUGCUACAAAUGAACAAGACCUUGCAAACCGCUUUAAAGAGUUUGGAAAAGAGAUGGUGAAACUUAACUAUGUAGCAGCAAGAAGACAACAGGAGCUGAAGGAUCCUCACUGUAGGGAUGAAAUGGCAGCUGCCCGAGGGGCUCUGAAGAAAAAUGCCACAAUGCUGUACACAGCCUCCCAAGCCUUUCUCCGCCACCCAGAUGUUGCUGCUACAAGAGCCAAUCGUGAUUAUGUGUUCAAACAAGUCCAGGAGGCUAUUGCUGGAAUCUCCAAUGCUGCCCAAGCUACCUCGCCCACCGAUGAAGCUAAAGGACACACGGGCAUCGGCGAGCUGGCUGCGGCCCUGAAUGAGUUUGAUAAUAAGAUCAUCCUGGACCCCAUGACGUUCAGCGAGGCCCGGUUCCGGCCUUCGCUGGAGGAGCGGCUGGAGAGCAUCAUCAGCGGCGCGGCGCUCAUGGCCGACUCCUCCUGCACGCGUGACGACCGGCGCGAGCGCAUCGUGGCCGAGUGCAACGCCGUGCGGCAGGCGCUGCAGGACCUGCUCAGCGAGUACAUGAAUAAUACUGGCAGGAAAGAAAAAGGAGAUCCUCUAAACAUUGCAAUUGACAAAAUGACCAAGAAAACAAGAGAUCUCAGGAGACAGCUUCGGAAAGCAGUGAUGGAUCACAUAUCUGAUUCUUUCUUGGAAACCAACGUCCCUUUGCUAGUUCUCAUUGAGGCUGCUAAGAGUGGGAAUGAAAAGGAAGUGAAAGAAUAUGCCCAGGUUUUCCGUGAACAUGCCAACAAGCUGGUGGAGGUUGCCAAUUUAGCCUGUUCCAUAUCCAACAAUGAGGAAGGGGUGAAAUUAGUCCGGAUGGCAGCCACCCAGAUCGACAGCCUGUGUCCCCAGGUCAUCAAUGCUGCUCUCACACUGGCUGCCCGACCGCAGAGCAAAGUUGCUCAGGAUAACAUGGACGUCUUCAAAGAUCAGUGGGAGAAGCAGGUCCGAGUGCUGACAGAGGCGGUGGAUGACAUCACCUCAGUGGAUGACUUCCUCUCUGUCUCAGAAAAUCACAUUUUGGAGGAUGUGAACAAAUGUGUGAUAGCCCUCCAAGAAGGGGAUGUGGAUACCCUAGACCGGACUGCAGGAGCCAUCAGGGGCCGGGCAGCUCGGGUAAUACACAUCAUCAAUGCUGAAAUGGAGAACUAUGAAGCUGGGGUUUAUACUGAAAAAGUGCUGGAAGCUACAAAAUUGCUUUCCGAGACAGUGAUGCCACGGUUUGCUGAACAAGUCGAGGUUGCCAUUGAAGCCCUGAGUGCCAAUGUCCCUCAACCCUUUGAAGAAAAUGAGUUCAUUGAUGCCUCUCGCCUGGUGUAUGAUGGUGUUCGGGACAUCAGAAAGGCUGUGCUGAUGAUCAGGACCCCAGAAGAACUAGAAGAUGAUUCUGACUUUGAGCAGGAAGAUUAUGAUGUGCGUAGCCGGACAAGUGUUCAGACAGAGGAUGACCAGCUCAUUGCAGGCCAGAGUGCACGGGCCAUCAUGGCACAACUACCGCAGGAGGAAAAAGCAAAAAUAGCCGAACAGGUGGAGAUAUUCCACCAAGAAAAAAGCAAGCUGGAUGCCGAAGUGGCCAAGUGGGAUGACAGCGGCAAUGAUAUCAUUGUACUGGCCAAGCAGAUGUGUAUGAUCAUGAUGGAAAUGACAGACUUCACAAGAGGCAAAGGCCCAUUGAAAAAUACAUCUGAUGUCAUUAACGCUGCCAAGAAGAUUGCUGAAGCAGGUUCUAGAAUGGACAAAUUGGCCCGUGCUGUAGCUGAUCAGUGUCCUGAUUCAGCAUGUAAACAGGAUUUAUUAGCCUACCUUCAACGAAUUGCCUUGUAUUGCCAUCAGCUUAAUAUCUGCAGCAAGGUGAAGGCAGAAGUACAGAAUCUGGGAGGAGAGCUCAUUGUGUCAGGGACAGGAGUUCAGAGCACUUUCACUACCUUUUAUGAGGUAGAUUGUGAUGUCAUAGAUGGGGGCAGGGCUAGUCAACUUUCUACCCACCUCCCAACCUGUGCUGAGGGAGCUCCGAUCGGGAGUGGAAGCAGUGAUUCCUCCAUGCUGGACAGUGCUACAUCGCUUAUCCAGGCAGCUAAAAACCUGAUGAAUGCUGUUGUACUUACGGUGAAAGCAUCCUAUGUGGCCUCAACCAAAUACCAGAAGGUCUAUGGGACAGCAGCUGUCAACUCCCCAGUUGUGUCUUGGAAGAUGAAGGCUCCAGAGAAGAAGCCCCUUGUGAAGAGAGAAAAGCCUGAAGAAUUCCAGACACGAGUUAGACGAGGUUCUCAAAAGAAACACAUUUCGCCUGUGCAGGCCUUAAGUGAAUUCAAAGCAAUGGAUUCCUUCUAAGACGAUAGGCUGUAACAAGAGAGCUUUUCUUUGUUUUCUUUCUUUUCCUUUCUUUACAUUUUACUUCCAUUUUUGUAUGCAUACCUGCCGACUUGUAUGCCUCUGGCAUGGGGACAUUAAAGGAGCUGUGUCUGUUUGCACACAGGAUGAGGUGUGGUCAGUCCUACUGAUCCAUCUGCAGCCUGAAGAGGGGACAGAGGAUUUCUGUCCAGAGGUGCCACAGACCUGUCCUCUGCAACAUUCUUUUAAAGUUGGGCAAAGAGUUCGCAUUGCAAUGUUUACGGGAGUGGGAGGGAUGGGGAAAUAAAGUUAACUCUACAAAAGCAAACUCUAAUGCAUGCAAGAAUCAUUAGGUUGGCAGGUAUAUUUAUAAGUGGAAAACCUGGAAGUGUUAUGGUAGAACAUAAAACUUGUAUUGCUUCUGUUUCAGUGCAAAAAUGUACUAGCCAAUACGCUUACGUGUGUGGCCCACAAAUUGAACAAUUUAACUUUGAGGUCAUAUCCAUGAUAUUAUGUGAAUUUUUAACUGAGGAGAAACUAGCUAGUCCAGCCUAAAAUGCUUCUAAUUUUCAUUCUGUUCUUUCUCUUCUGAUAGUGCCAUUACUAGUGCUCAUAUUAUCAUUUUUCCCCUUUACUGAAAAUGAUCAACAUUUAUUUGAGAUGAUUCAAAUCCUUCUGGGGGCACUGGAAGCACAAUAAGGCAAUCAACUUUUCUUUCUUCCUUCCUUUCUUUCUUUCUUUCUUUCUUUCUUUCUUUCUUUCUUUCUUUCUUUCUCUUCUUUUCUUUUCCAUUUGAAUUAUGAUUUUGCUAGAAAUAGAAGGCCCAGUGGUGGAAUGUUAGAGGAAUGGAAAUUGACAAUGUGUGAAGGUUUAGAGGAAAAUACAUAGGUGUAGCUUGGAGUGCUGGUAUCUAAUAUACCAUUGUAUUCACUAACUUAAAAUAAACACAUUUAAUCUUGA
This is a messenger RNA of Heterocephalus glaber (naked mole-rat), 4039 nucleotides long. RefSeq names its product catenin alpha 2 (gene Ctnna2). Gene Ontology annotation, biological process: cell migration; cell-cell adhesion. NCBI's taxonomy places the organism in Eukaryota, Metazoa, Chordata, Mammalia, Rodentia, Bathyergidae. Gene Ontology annotation, molecular function: structural molecule activity; actin filament binding; beta-catenin binding. The record is from RefSeq and is a predicted model, not a curated record. Gene Ontology annotation, cellular component: catenin complex; adherens junction; actin cytoskeleton.